Messenger RNA from Perca fluviatilis (European perch), 4677 nucleotides. RefSeq names its product slingshot protein phosphatase 2b (gene ssh2b). The record is from RefSeq and is a predicted model, not a curated record. Gene Ontology annotation, cellular component: cytoplasm. The transcript has 15 exons. Lineage: Eukaryota; Metazoa; Chordata; Actinopteri; Perciformes; Percidae. Gene Ontology annotation, molecular function: actin binding; protein tyrosine/serine/threonine phosphatase activity. The coding region runs from base 182 to 3904 and encodes 1240 amino acids. Gene Ontology annotation, biological process: protein dephosphorylation; negative regulation of actin filament polymerization; actin cytoskeleton organization.
GACAGAGGAAACAGCCGGGGAGUAGCUAGCUAGUCAAAUAGACUACGACCAGAGAGAGAGAGCAAGGAAAAACCAGAGAAGACCAACAACCCGGGUUCAGCUGGGGUUUCUCCCCCUCAAAUCAAUUAUGCUCGUCUCGCCGCUGUUGCUUCAUCUCAGGUGUCCGCUUCCCGGUCGCUGAAUGGCGCUGGUUACCGUGCAGCGUUCACCGACCCCCAGCACCAGCUCCAGCCCCUGUGUUUCGGAGUCCGGUAGUGGGGAGGAUGACCGCCGCUCUCAGCCAAGGAGCAUUAGUGAAAGUUUCCUGACAGUUAAAGGAGCUGCUCUCUUCUUACCUCGAGGAAAUGGUUCCUCUCCCUCAUCUGCCUCUCGCUUCUCACAGCUGCGCAGCAAACAUGCAGGAGACAUCCAGCAGCAUCUGCAAACCAUGUUCACUCUCCUCAGACCAGAGGACAACAUCAAACUGGCGGUUCGUUUGGAGAGCGCCCACACUCCGAUCACCCGCUACAUGGUGGUGGUCUCAACCAAUGGUCGUCAAGACACGGAGGAGAGCGUGGUGCUGGGAAUGGAUUUCAGUCCUGUUGAUAGCUCAUGUUCUGUAGGGCUGGUUUUGCCCUUAUGGAGCGACACAUUGAUACAUCUGGACGGAGAUGGGGGUUUCAGUGUGUCAACUGAUAGCAGAGUGCAUGUAUUCAAGCCGGUUUCUGUGCAGGCCAUGUGGUCGGCCCUCCAGUCACUCCAUAAAGCAUGCGAGGUGGCUCGUUGUCACAACUACUUCCCAGGCAGCCUGUUCCUCACCUGGGUCAGUUACUAUCAAAGCAGGGUCUACUCUGACCAGGCACGCAUCAAUGAGUGGAACACCAUGCAGGAUGUGCAGUCACACCGUGCCGAUUCGCCUGUGCUUUUCUCCGAUGCACCUACAGAAAGAGAGCUGACAGAGCGUCAGAUCAAAACCAGUUUGAGGGAGAUCAUGAUGCAGAAAGACCUUGAGAAUGUCACCUGCAAAGAGAUCCGAACAGAGCUGGAAAUGCACAUGACAUGCAACCUGCGAGAGUUCAAGGAGUACAUUGACAAUGAGAUGAUUGUCAUUCUGGGCCAGAUGGACAGUCCUACGGAGAUCUUUGAUCACGUCUUCUUGGGAUCUGAGUGGAAUGCAUCCAAUUUGGAGGAGUUGCAGAACAGCGGGGUUCAGUACAUCCUGAAUGUAACCAGGGAGAUAGAUAACUUCUUCCCCGGUGUGUUUGAGUACCACAACAUACGUGUUUACGAUGAGGAGGCCACUGACCUGCUUGCUUAUUGGAAUGACACCUACAAGUUUAUAUCUAGAGCCAAGAAAGCUGGAUCUAAGUGCCUGGUGCACUGUAAAAUGGGUAUAAGUCGCUCUGCAGCCACAGUGAUCGCUUACGCCAUGAAGGAGCACGGCUGGGAUUUGAAAAAAGCCCUUGAUUACGUCAAGGAGCGUCGAGCUGUGACCAAACCUAAUCCCUCUUUUAUGAGACAGCUGGAGGAGUAUCAGGGCAUACUGCUUGCCAGCAAGCAGAGGCACAACAAACUGUGGCGUUCUCACUCUGACAGCGACCUGUCUGAGCACCAUGAGCCACUGUCUAAAUCUCAUGCCCAACCGCAUAGCCUGGGUCGCUCGGACGCCCAUUACCAGGCCAGCAGCACGUCUGAUCCCUCUGUGAAAGAACUGCUGGAUUCACUGGGAACUUCGACCACCACUGGCAAAGCAACACACUCCACCAGCCAGCCUGAUACUGGCAUCCACUCCAAUCAACUCAGCUCUUCGUACUUUCAGGGGGUGGCAGCUCCAUCAGGCGAUGCUGAAGCUCGAAGCCUUAAGGCUCCUUCUCAUUCCGCUGAAGUCCAAAUCACCCAGUUGGACUCCCCCUGUCCCGAGCCCACAGCUGGCUCUGUGUCUCUGUUAUCUCCUCCACUCUCCAAUGGCUUAUGUGACUCUGAGGAGCAGCCCUCAUCACCUCCUCUCUUCCAGCCAAGGGCCGCCACUGUGGUGCCUGAACCUCAAAAGACAGACAUGGUGACUAUUGCACAGAGUGUUUUAGUGGGCCAGCCUCACCCGCCUCCAUCCUUUCACCACCUCCCCCCCUCCCCUGCCCCAUCCCCAACUCCAGUCUACAUGGAUGAGGUUAUCAAACCACAGGUGUCGUCCUGCUCUCUGCCUGUGAUAAAACCGAUGCUAGUGUCAGUGCCUGAGCCCAUGACAACACCAAGCACACAAAAGGCUGGACCACAAUGUCUGCCUGCACCAGUGCCUGUCAAAAAAACAGACUGUGACCAACAGAUGUGUGGCUUGUCUUUGGAUGGUUUAGCAGCACAUCCUCCCUCAACUAGUGAAUUAAUCAGCUACCCCAGUGCCAUUCCACAAGACGACGAGGUGUUGAUCGGCCACAGCGCAGAUCACAUUAACUUUUUCAGUGCCAGAGAAAAGUUCAAGGGAAUGAGUCAAGAUGAUAAAACUCACUGUGCUGCGGUGCAGCAGUCGCCCCAGCUGAAGAGUUGUGGCAAGGAACAACCACUGCCUCAGGAGGUUUCCACUAGUGAGGGGAAGGUAGAGGAGAAAAGAAAGGAAAUAACCGUCUCUGUGCAGGUCACAGGACUGAAGCCUGCAGUGCACACAGAACCUCAGGGCCCCCAGGACCAGGAAGUGAGGAAGUUGAGGCAGCAAAUGGAGGAUGGAGAUGUUUUAUCACAGAAGGAAGCUGAGAAUGUGAAAGAGGAAGUGAACAACAAAGAGGAGGAGGAGGCAGCAGCAGCGCCUGCUCGUCUCUACAGCGAUUGGACGAGGGGGUCCGUGCGGCGUGUCACACGACAGCUGGAGCAAAGAAUGAAACAGGAGCAUGAGACUGUGUCACCCUCCUCAUCUCCACCGUCCCUCUCCCGCAGCUCCUCCGGCUCUCAGCGGCGUCCACCCAGCGUCCAUGCUGUGACAUUGUCAGAUCCAAAGGAUGCAUCAAUUGGCUUGCAGGUGUCAGAAGUUAGCACUCUGCAGGAAGAGCAGCAGGAGGAGGAUGAUGGGAAGUUUGGACCAGUUAAAAGGGAGAGUGGUGAUGUAGUUGAGAGGGGGGCACUAGGAAAUAAUACUGGAAGCACAAAAGGACACAAACUCCACUCUGCUGAUACUAGAUUGCUCUCUACCUCCUCUUCUUUCCACCGCUCUGUCCAUUCUCCCUUUGCCUCUGUGAACUUCCUGUGUUUGGAGGGUGUGACAGAGUUGGAGACGAGCACAGACUGGGACUGCUCCACAGAGGGACCUCAUGGUGACGUCAUCAUGAGGGAGACAUGGGAGACAUUGUGCGAGCUGGGUGCCUUCCUGCAGCAGGUGAGCAUGGAUGGAGCCUGCAAGGCCAGAUGUGUGGACCAGGUUUUUGGCCUCAGUGCUGGAACCACUCGGAAGCGAGGAAGCGCUGGCUUGAAGAGGGUCAAAGAGGUAGAAGCAAGGAUUCGCCAGGCUGGACUGACCCCUCCAUCCCUGAUGAAGCGCUCAGCCUCUCUGGCCAAACUAGGCUGUCUGGAGCUGCUAGCCAAUGACCUUAGUGAGUGGGAGUUCAGCCGCUCCUCUGUAGCUCUGUCCUCCACAGAACCUCCGAUCCACACAGCUAGCGAUGAGUCCAAGAAGCAGCGGGUCCACAACUCUCCUUCCUCAGGCGGACAGCAGCUAGAAGUCCUCGGGACUGAUGCAGAGAGGCUUUCUGACGCUGGAGAAACCGCACCAGCAGUCUCUCCACCAUCCAGUCCGCAGAGAGGGCAACUCCCUAACUCUGACCAAGAUUCUCUGCAUUUGCCUGGGCUGACAUUUACGGCAACAAAGCAGCAAUAUGGAAGGACUCACCCCCUGAGGCGGCUUAAGAAACGGACUGCUAGUACCCUCUACCACACCAUGUAACCCUCAUCAAGUGUGUUUGUGUGUGUGUGUGUGUGAGAGAGAGAGGGAUCAUGCACACCUGUGAGAAAUGGAAAUCAAGUGCAUAAUGUUGGAUUUAUUCAGCAAAACAGACCAAUGCCUCUUGCCUUAAGGAUAUGUUAAGAAGUUUCUGUACAUUUUAUUUCCUCUGUGAAAUCCGAGAUAUGAGAUAAUUUUCUCAAUCUAAGAACAGUGACAAGGCUAUGAAGGGUCCGGUCAAUUGAAAUUAAAACUAGGAAUCAAAUUUGAAGUGCUGUGUAGUAUAUAAACUAUUUUAGAAGAAGGCAUUCAAAAAGCAGCAAAAACAAUCAUUCAAAUGUAUAACUUGUUUCAGAUGUUAAUAUGCCUGAGCAUGCACAUAUUCUCUCUUUACGUCAUUGCUGGUUCCACCGUCAUGAACUUGAUAAUUUACUUGAUCGUUGUUGGUUCAUUCAAUACUCUGACCUGAUGUUAGGUGGAAGGUAGCCUCUGUUUUUCUCUUCUCAUUCUUUCUUGUCUCUUCAUCAAUAUUUGCUAGUUGUGCUGGGUAGCUGCCAUGAAAAUGAUACAGCUGGUGCAAUCUGACAAGUAAUUUAAUCUGACUAACACCAGUUCAACAUCCAUACUUGUCAAAGCUGCAGAUUUGGUUCAAAAUGGUCAUGUAAAGAUUAGUCUAUAUCCUUCGCGUUCCACUUCUGGGAUUGCUCCGGUGCUGCAGGAAAUUCCACCGGAUUCCGUUUCCGUCUGCUUUCUUUGUGUUAGAAUUUUAAAUUUGG